AGUAACGUGCUUGGUCUACCGGAAGUGUCGUAAGUGACCAUGACCUUCCUCUCUUAAGUCACGUACAGUCAUGUAGACGAGAUACACGGAUGAUCGCGAAAUGUAGGAGUAGAGAAAAAUCAUUUCGUAAAGCGCCCCAUAAUCUGUUUACGUUGUUUUUAGCACAAGCAGGUUGAGAGGGAACAAUGGUGAAGUAUUUCAGCUGUUCAGGCUUUCUAAAGAGCUCAUGGGACCAAGUGUUUUUGGCAUUCUGGCAGAGAUACCCCAACCCCUACAGUAAUCAUGUUUUAACUGAAGACAUCAUAUUUCGGGAAGUCACUCCAGACAACUGUCUGAUUUCCAGACGUCUCUUGACCAAAACAAGCAGAGCUCCUCGCUGGGCGGAGAAGUUUCUGCCUGCUCACAUGGCACAGAAGGCUUACAUCAUUGAGGACUCUGUAGUGGAUCCUCAGGGCAGGACCAUGACCACUCUCACCUGGAACAUCAGCCAUGCUCGUGUGAUGAGUAUUGAAGAGCGUUGUGUGUACAAAGUGAACCCUGAUAACAACAGCUGGACAGAGAUCAAGAGAGAGGCCUGGAUUUCUUCCAAGCUGUACGGCCUUUCUAGAGCAAUUCAGGAAUUUGGUCUUGCCCGGUUUAAGAGCAAUGUUACAAAGACCAUGAAAGGUUUUGAGUACGUCCUGGCCAAGAUGCAAGGUGAAACACCCACACGAACGCUGGCAGAAACCGCAACUGUGAAGGCACGAGAAACCGCACUCGCUGCCAAAGAGAAGGCUAAAGAUUUAGCCUCUCAAGCUCAAAAGAAGCAAUAUGUAUGAUGAGCGUACACACGCCUGGAGAUGACGUGGUGUCCGAACUCUCCUAGCACUUUUGAAAAGGCCCGUGCCAUUCCAUCAGGGCACACAUGUGGACGUGAGAUGCAUUUAGCCAAGAGCUGAGAUGAUCAAAUUAUGCCUGUCUGGAUUGUCAGAAUGCAUUUAAGUGAAGCCCAUGUGCUCUUCGACUGAAUUUCUCCAGUAAACUUGAGUUAAUACAACAACAUCCUCCACCUGCUCCUGAUUUUACAUGAGAUGUUAGCUUUUUUUUGAUUUGCUUAAUUUCUUAAUUUAUCUGAUUUUGUUUUACUAUUUCAAAUGUGGCCUCUCUGAAUUGUCAUAUUCACACUUGCUGAGGUCUGUAAUCUGCCUUGUUUAGCAAUGUGAUUCGUUGCUUCAAAUUGAAGUUCUAUCUGCAUUGAUGGGUCCACGGUUCCAGCAGUCAUUGCCGGCGUGAUAUCUAAAGUUCUGCAGAGGAGUCUGAUCUUAGCAGAAAGUAUUGCAGCGGAUGGACAGCAAUGUCCAAUUGCAAGUGUGAAAGUUGUCAGAACAUGUCAGAUGUUGAGUGUUGAAAGGACAAAUGCAUUUGUUUAAUAAAACGGCAAACUUACAUAAUGAUUUAUAGCUCUUAACAAUUGUUUGUGAUUAAUAGAUAUUACCAAUAAAUAUUUUCUAUCUGACAUAA
This is a messenger RNA of Labeo rohita (rohu), 1500 nucleotides long. RefSeq names its product PRELI domain containing 1a (gene prelid1a). The transcript is spliced from 6 exons. Gene Ontology annotation, cellular component: mitochondrial intermembrane space. Gene Ontology annotation, biological process: phospholipid transport. Gene Ontology annotation, molecular function: phosphatidic acid transfer activity. Lineage: Eukaryota; Metazoa; Chordata; Actinopteri; Cypriniformes; Cyprinidae. The record is from RefSeq and is a predicted model, not a curated record. Bases 186 to 818 code for a protein of 210 amino acids.